CACACUCACACACACUCUCAAUCUCACUCUCUCUCUCUCACACACACACACACACACACACACACACACACACACACACACAUUAUUGUCUACAGCUUUAAGCACUGUGCACAGACAAGGCGAAAGCUUCCAGACAAUUCGGUGAUGUAAUCCAGAGGACAAAUGGCAUCUAAUAGUUCAAAGUUUGGCCUGAAGGCAAAUGCUCCUGAGGACCAACAAGAAUACGUGACACCCAGUAACUAUGAGCUGGAGAAGCUGCUAUCACGUAGCACUGUAGCGUAUACACACGUCAACGAAGUGUGGCCAAACCUCUUCAUAGGAGACGAGCAGACAGCCCGGAACCGUUACGGGUUAGAGAAACUGGGUGUGACGCACGUUCUGAAUGCUGCAGAAGGUGAGAGGAACAGCGUGUGUACUGGAGCUGGUUACUAUAGCAACAUGGACAUAGAGUAUUAUGGUAUUGAGGCAGAAGACAUUCCUUCGUUCAACAUCAGUGUACACUUCUUCUCUACGGCUGAGUAUAUGAGACACGUCCUGAGUAACAAACAGAACAAGCUACUAGUACACUGUGUAAUGGGACGCAGCCGCUCGGCCACGCUGGUCCUCGCCUACCUGAUGAUCGAGGAGACGAUGACACUGGUGAAGGCCAUAGAGCAGGUGAAGCACCACAGACAGAUCAUCCCUAACCGGGGCUUCCUGAAGCAGCUGAGGGACCUCGACAUGUUCCUUCUAGAGCAGAGGCGUGAACACACACACUCUCUGACUGCAGAAGGUUCGGAGACGACUAAUCAGUAACACCAACUUAAACAAACCUGAAGGACGUGUGAGCGCUUUACUGACGUUACAUCUACUAAAUGUUCCACACGUCUGUGCUACAACCCACACGGAGCUGCACGCCUCUGUAAUAAAGUCAUGAGUCAUUAUAACAGAGGUAAUUAACUCCAUUAUUAAAUCUUUACACUGAUCAAUAAAUAAACCUCUUCAUAUUUAUUACUCCUGUAAUCUGUUUACUGAACAGUUAGUAAACACUACUGAAUAAAGAAUGUUAGCGCUACCAUUUUAAUGAUUAUUGUACUAUUGUAAACAAAUAAAACAAGUUAUCAUUAAAAAGUUAUAUUUCUUAUUUAAAUAUCAUUAAAUGUGUGUUUUUAGGCCAAAAGUGAGUGGACACAUGACACAGAGAAUACUUAAGUCUUUAUGUAUAUAAACAUAAAUUGAUAAAUACACACAAUAAAAUAGAGAGAGAGAUUGUGUGUGUGUGUGUGUGUGUGUGUGUGUGUGUGUAAGACGUUGUAAUGAUGCAUAUUUAAUAUUUGUGCGUGCUUUAAGAGUUUGGUGUGCUGCGAGAAACAAACACAGACACGGCUAAGCUAGUCUUUAUA
Molecule: messenger RNA, 1382 nt
Organism: Tachysurus fulvidraco (yellow catfish)
Lineage: Eukaryota; Metazoa; Chordata; Actinopteri; Siluriformes; Bagridae
Product: dual specificity phosphatase 29-like
Exons: 4
Coding region: 163-795 (210 amino acids)
Biological process (GO): negative regulation of MAPK cascade; protein dephosphorylation
Cellular component (GO): cytoplasm
Molecular function (GO): MAP kinase phosphatase activity; protein tyrosine/serine/threonine phosphatase activity
Source: RefSeq, a predicted model, not a curated record